AUAGACACUAUACAGACCAUGGUAUCUAAUUCCUUCAUCCAUCUUCUCCUGACUUACUUCUCUCUCUCAUAUCAUCUACCAGUUCCAUAUACACUUCUCUCUCUCAUAUCAGCUACUAGUUCCAUAUACUUUUAAGUUUGUAAUUCUCAAUAUGAAUCACUACGAUCAAAACAAGCCUCAAGAAGCAUGUCCUUUUCCAGCAACUACUGCACCGGUUGAGGGGUACCCACAAGGUCCUUAUGUGGCUCCACCGCCGGCUGGUCAUAUGAUGAGAAAUGGUGAAGCAAAUCCCCAGAAUUGUUGUGCUGCCUUAUUCUGUUGCUGUCUCGUUGACGCGGUUGUGGAUAUGUGUGAGUGUUGUGCUGCCGUAUGCUCGCUGUUGCUGUCUUGUUGACGUGGUUACGAAUAGUUGUAAACUUUAAUUAUUAUUCGCGCGAAUCAUUAAUUAUAGAUAAAUAUGAAUUUCAAAUCUUAAAAUUUCUUUAUUCUCAUAUACGUAUAAUGCAUAAAUAAAUAAUUAGAUAUAAAUAUCUUAGUCUGUAAUUAUAAAUAUCGUAAAUAUCAAAGUAAAUGUCGAAAUCCUUUCUGCGGAACGAAUAACGUGAUAAAUUGUAAGUCAAAGUAUGUGGAAACUAGUUUCUCUUUCUUGACCUUUUGUACACAUAAACAUUGUACGUGUUAUUUUCAUUAGCGUACAUAACUGAUGGGAAUAUGCACUUUUAUAAAUGUAGAAAGAUGAUUAGUUUUC
Cornus florida is the source of this 748-nucleotide messenger RNA. RefSeq names its product protein CYSTEINE-RICH TRANSMEMBRANE MODULE 8-like. The record is from RefSeq and is a predicted model, not a curated record. NCBI's taxonomy places the organism in Eukaryota, Viridiplantae, Streptophyta, Magnoliopsida, Cornales, Cornaceae. The coding region runs from base 152 to 394 and encodes 80 amino acids. The transcript is spliced from 4 exons.